Molecule: messenger RNA, 20204 nt
Organism: Paramuricea clavata
Lineage: Eukaryota; Metazoa; Cnidaria; Anthozoa; Malacalcyonacea; Plexauridae
Source: the annotation of a GenBank genome assembly
GAAGCAGGCAAGGUCAUGAAUCCGGGAGCCAACAAUCUCAGGUGGUUGACAGGAUAGAUCGUUCGUGCCUAACUCAAGAAUUAAUAUGUCAGGCUUAUAACCCUUCAACCACUCUAUAUCGUACGCAAAAAUCCUGUGCCUUUCAAGGAAACAUGUCCUGAAGACGCCAGAUGAAAAUUCUUGUACCCGCGCUUGUCAAAAUCCGAAUUCAAAUCCUCGUUUAAGCGACAUACGAAAGAGUGGCCGAAUAUUAGAAUGUUGGGUAUAAAGCCGGACAUAUUAUGCAAAGUAAUUACUGUAAUUAUAACAAAUAAAUUUAUUAAAUAGGCAAAGCCAGAAUACCUCCGAUCCAAUGAAGUUCUUGAAGUUCUUGUAUAAAACUUGAAGACGUGACAAGACCGUAGCUUGAGAACAAUGAUCUUGUCGUGACUUGUGAAGUUCUUUAUAUAAAGUCACGUAAGGUCACGUGCUAUACCGCAUGCAGUGCCUGAUAAAAUUUUUACUUACAUUCGGCGUUUCUGCGCUUGUGGGUAUUCAAACCCACAGCCUUCCUACAACUUUUCCCACAUAUAUCGCACAACACUUCUUGGCCACAUGGACAUUCUGGUACCUGGCAGCCAGUCCUGCCCUCCUCCCCCACGCACAACCUCAUCAUCUUUGCCUGUUCUUUCUCUGUUCUUCUUCUACAGUUCUUUUUAUGGCUACCUAGGCCUUGUGUGUUUUUAAAAAUUGCGUCACAAUAUGGACAUUUGUGGGGGUUUUUAUCGCUGCUGCUGUUGUUGUUGUUGCUGUUGUUGUUGUUGCUGUCGUUGCUGCUGCAGGUGGCUUCCUCCUCACCGCCCAAUACAAGAUGCCACCACCAACACAUGCCGUCAUAUUCAUCGCUCUUGUCUCUUCAAGCUUCCUCCUUUUCGGCGCCAGCGAUGACACCACCACCGGACUCACCGUUCCCGUCAGCGAUAGCGGGCCGCCUGCAUGCAUUGCCGUGGAAUUUAAUCGCAUUGACACUCAUCUCGUUCUUUCACAAACAUCAGAUAAGCGAGGGUUUCCAGGGUUGCCACUGACGGAAGACAUUUCAGUUUGGUAAAUUUCACCUCGAAUUUCACUACCGAACUGAUUUGUAUUUCAAAUUUCGUGCUAUUUAGUUUUAAAUAAAGUGGGCGGUGCUUAGGAAGCGGAAGUGACGUUUAAAUUCUUGUGUGUUACCACUUGGUGUUUCCUUAUUUUCCUUUUCUUUUUUAACAAUUAAUUUAAUGAUCACCCUGGUGAUACAUUUGUUAAUAAUUAGCAAAUGAUCAUCCUGGUGAUCAUUUUAUUAAUUUUUAACCCAUUACAAAAGACAUUCCACUUUUCCUUUUUUCUUUCCUUUUUUCCUUUAUAACACAUUGCACAUGCGUAACAGAGCUCCAAACCCAAAGCCGUGGUUGGCCAAACUAAUUUACAAUUUAAAUUUCGCGCUUAUUAAAUUCUUGUGUGUUACCACUUGGUGUUUCCUUUUUUUCCUUUUCUUUUUUAACAAUUAAUUUAAUGAUCACCCUGGCGAUACAUUUGAUAAUAAUUAGCAAAUCAUCAUCAUGGUCAUCAUUUUAUUAAUUUUUAACCCAUUCCAAAAGACAUUCCACUUUUCCUUUUUUCCAGGGUAAUUUUAAUAUUAAGUACUAUGAUAAAAAUAAUAUGAUAAUAUAAUUUUAAUAUUAACUACUUUGAUAAAUUGGAUAAAAUAAAAACUUAUACCAAUACAUCAAAGUAAUUAUUAUAAAAUAAACUUUUACCCGCGUCAUUUCCAGGUUAUCCCUUUUUAAAAUAAAUUUUUAAAUAAUGUGAAUUUAAUAUACUGGCACGACAAAAAUCGCUCCAGUACAUCAAAGCCAAUUUUUUAAAAAAUAGUGAUAACAAAAAUCGCUUCAGUACAUCGAUAACUCAUUUUGGAAAAAAAUCGUCAGUACUUUUAGAAAUAAAAAUGUUAAUUUUUGUAUAACCUCUUCCUCCAGAACAUAUAAAAAUGUCCUGGAGAUGAAGUUAUUACAAAAAAUUAUUAUUUCUUCCUUUCAACGGUGUAAACUGUACAAAGAUGCAUUGAUGAAACAUGUAAUAAUAAUAAAAAUACAUGUUUUCAUCAAUGUAACUUGGACAAUUUUAACUUAUUUUCUAAACCUAUAUUAUCUUCAUUUUUUCAUUAAGGGAGGUGCUGCUGGACGAUGGCAAAAAACUGACUAUCGCGAGCAAAAACUCUUUAAUAAAAAAACAGUCCAGUUUCUUCUUUUUUCUUCGUUGGGUACAAUGAUCAAUAUAACGUUGGUAUAAUCAUCUUUCGGUAAACGAAGGAUGAUCAUUCCAACGAUGUAUCAAACAUAUUUUCAUUAUUAGGUUUUUCAUUAUAAUGGAACACGUCUUUCUUUCUUCAUUCUUUUUUCUUUCUUCUUCAAAAUGAUUUCUUUUUUAAAUAUCCUGGGUGUAAUAGUAUUAUUAGUAUUUUGAUCAACCUUAUCAGCAUACAUAUAAAGUAGACGUUGACGAGGUUGAAAAAAAUAAUUGUACUAAAAUAACAAUAAUGUUUUCUUUAUAUUUCGGUUAUUUUAAAAAUGUGGCGAUAUUACCUGUGAAUUUGUUAUAUAAACAGCAGAUUCAAAAGCAAUACGGCAGCAUUUUUAAAACUUAAAAUUUAUCUGUAAAAUGUAUUUUAGUUUAACAUUCCUGUGUUUAAAUUUGGAAUUUAAAGUAUGUAUGGAGGAAAUGUUGGUAUGUUUUUUAUUUUUACUCUUGGGUAAAUAAAUAGCGAGAUAAAACUAAAAAUCAUUUAUCGCUUCCCUUGCCUUUAACAGAACCAUGCAAAUUAUCAUACUCAUUCCAGCGUACCCAAGUCAUGAUGAGCUCCGUUUUCUGGGCGAAAUAUCAAGCGGACAAUAAAUAGACAAAACUGCAAUUGGGAAAUAAAUGGCUAUGCGUGUAGAGCGCAUGCCGAAUUAUUAUUUCAUAACAAAUGUUACAAUUUUACUUUUUGAAUACGUAAAUAAGAGUUCGUUAACUGUUCGCACAGAAAAGGUGGGGUAAAACAAACGCCCACACAAAGACUACUUACAGGUAAUAAACAUAGCCAAAUUAUCUAUAAAGAACGCAGUAGUUACAUGUUGCAAGCAAGGGCGGAGAGGGCGGGUGAAGUUCUUGUAUAAAACUUGAAGACGUGACAAGACCGUAGCUUGAGAACAAUGAUCUUGUCGUGACUUGUGAAGUUCUUUAUAUAAAGUCACGUAAGGUCACGUGCUAUACCGCACGCAGUGCCUGAUAAAAUUUUUACUGUGAACUUGCAAAAUGUAACAACUCUUUCCCGUAAAAUACAUAUUAGAGCUACUAAUACCGGUAAAACCAAUUUAGCCUGAGGCUUAAAUAAACAAAUAAAAAUGGGACUGGGAAGCAAUAAAAUUAUUAUUCGCCGAGGCAAAUAAUUCCUUUAUCGCUUCCCUUGCCUUUAACAGAACCAUGCAAAUUAUCAUACUCAUUCCAGCAUACCCAAGUCAUGAUGAGCUCCGUUUUCUGGGCGAAAUAUCAAGCGGACAAUAAAUAGACAAAACUGCAAUUGGGAAAUAAAUGGCUAUGCACGUAGAGCGCAUGCCGAAUUAUUAUUUCAUAACAAAUGUUACAAUUUUACUUUUUGAAUACGUAAAUAAGAGUUCGUUAACUGUUCGCACAGAAAAGGUGGGGUAAAACAAACGCCACGAGCAUGGUCGGGUAGGCAAUGCUCACCCCACCCCAGCAUGACGAGGGAACGCUGGAAAAAACACCCGAGAUACAAACUAAAUACACCAUGUGCAAAAACUCGUAAUAUACGUGGCAAAUAAAUAUGGAGAGACACAAUUGGAAGGUGAACAACGGUGAACAAACUAAACAAGUCAUGCCCCUGCGUUGACCUGUAAGCUGUACAUGCAUCCGCGUUGCUUCGACCCACACUAACAUAGUCUUAGGAGUACAGAAAGUUUGCCAGUGCACAAGAUAUAAACACAAAGCUUGCAGCCAUCACAAAUCGACCUAUGCAAGCCGAAGAAAUUCAAGGGGGUGUAGUCAAGCUAGGGGUCCGAAUGUAUUUUUUAAAAGCAUCUGAUUUCCAACGGCCCAUUGCUCGUAUUUGGGCGUCUGAAAAUCCGGACUCGGCUGCAAAAGUAGCAGCUCCAAUACGGAAGCUAUAACCUUAUAUUUAGUAGAGUCCAGUCCACAAUUGUGUAGGACAGUUGCUAAAAUUUCAUCGAAAAGUUUCCGUUGUAUAGGUAGGCCGUCGAUUGUACAAAAUAAGGGACCGUCAGAGAGAUCACGAAAGGAAAUAUAGUCAACUAAGUACUGAACUGGGCAUAUGUCUGCCCAACGUGAUAAGCUAAUCUGAACAGACGGGCGAUUAUAAGAGUGUUUAAAAUCAUUAAACUUUAUUUUAAAGCCAACAGUGGAACCGCUACUGUCCAACAUCCUUGUAACCUGCCCGAGCUGAAUGAAAGAUGCAGAUCGAGCACCAGCCGUGAUUUCUUCAAUGCGUAGAAAUGCAAAAAAGGCCGUGGUAAACAUGGCACUGAAUAAGUAAGCUCUGUACCGGCUAGAGCUAAGUGAAUGUACUGCUUGUAUGAUUCUGUAUAGAAUUGGAAGAGUGAUUGGUAAACGUGUGUCAAUACGUGUUCCGAGUUUACCAUAACCUUUCAGCAUUUCUACGACCCAAAAGACUUUAGUGGGGUCAGAAAAACCGGACAAGCGAUGGCAAUAACCGAGUGCAGAGACAUAGGUGUAUGCGGUCGACGCAGCAUAAUGAUGUUGAAACAUAAAGGCAAUAAAAAGGCCUAAGUUGGUAGGCGAUAUCGGCAAAGAAAUAUUAGGGAUAUGAAAAAUUGAGGAAGAAAAAUGACUGUAAAGUCUCCAGGCCCUUUGAUAAGUCGGGAUUGAUGAGGGCUGCAAGCUUGAUUUAACUAGUGAGGUGGUUAUAUCAACCAAUUGAAUUGCCUGGUAAAAGCGUUUCCGGUAUUAUUGUCGGGAAUGGGUGCGUGGUCACUGGUGCAGCCUGCGUGAAUGAGGUGACCUGCAAACGGGACAAAGAAUCAGCUAAAUGAUUUUCUACCCCCGGUACGUGCUUUGCUCGAAACAAAAUAUUAAAUUUCAAGCAGGCCAGCACCAGCCGGCGCACAAAACCCAUUAUCAUUGGAUCCCGUGAGGUUGUUUUGUUAAUGAUAUCCACCAAUGCCGCAUUAUCCGUGAAAAAGAUGAUACGCUGAUUUUUCAUUAGAUCGCCCCAAAGAAGGACGCUGAGUGCAAUGGGAUAAAAUUCUAAAAUCGUAAUGUUAAAACCUUUCCAGUGCUCUGGCCAGGCGCCAUAGCACCAAUAUGGCCCAAAUAUUGCACCAAAACCCAAACUACCCGCAGCAUCUGUGUACAAAUUUAAGGUGCGAGAAUCGUGCCAUUUAUCAUUGAGAAACAUUGAGCGGCCAUUAAAAUCAUCCAGAAAGGAUUUCCAGAGACUUAAAUCCCCUUUAACCCAGUUUCUCAGCCGAAUAAAAUGUUUGGCUGAUCUAACACCUUUUGUGAGGUCAAUGAAACGACAGAGGAAAGCCCGACCCAGGACAAUAACAGAGCAAGCAAAAUUUAAUAGCCCAAUCAAAGAUUCUAGCUCUUUCAACUGCACUUUUUUCCGUGUUAGAAAUGAUGAAACGAGGGAGUGGCAUUUUCCAAUUUUGUCUUGAGGUAGUCGGGCCUCCAUCCGUACUGUGUCAAGUUCAAUACCAGCAAAGAUAAGGAUGCUCUGCGGGCGACUUGUUUUCUCUUGUGCAAUAGGCACACCCAAAUAUGCACACAUAUGCAAGAAUUUCUCAAGGUUAAUGCGACAUUGGACGAAUGUAUGCGCGGCCAUUAGAAAAUCAUCUAAUAUAUGGAUAAGAUGCGGAAUGUUUAAAUGGUGGUGCGCAACCCAUUCCAGAGAUGUGCAACCUCGUUCCCAGGGCUUUUCCCUUUUUGUCAUUGGGAAGGCGGGAAAAGGCCCUGGCACCGGCCGGUCACAUGACUUUCAACACCCAGAUAUAGUGGGUGUAAUAAAUUAUAAUAAUAAUGAAUUAGAAAAUCCAAGAUGGCCGCCAACCUAAGAGUGCCCACAAAAUUUAAGUGCUUAGAACGGCUUAAAAAUGCGUUUAGUCUUUGAAAUUUUUCCUUCUUUUUGCUACCGACUGUAGGAUAUUUAGCAUAUGUUAUAUUAUGGAAUGUUGUGGAAGCACCAUGUGGAAGCACCAUGUAAAUAUAAAGAAUGGCAAGCGGCCAUUUUGUAUUCUAAAAUAUAUACUUGGUUAGUGUGGUUGUAAUCAGUUGUAUUGUGGUUCAAUCCGUAUUUGUUAGAUUCUACAAUUGGCGACGAGGAUGUCUUAAAGAGUUGAACUAUAGUUUUAAACGAAAAUGAGUUCAAAAGAGUUUGAUAUCGGAGGAUUUCGACCGUUUGAUGUGAACAGUGAUCCGAACAGUGUUGGGUCUGAAUGGAAACGAUGGCUUCGCAGUUUUCAGUUAUAUGCUGACGGUAAAGGACUUAUUAUUGAGGCUGGAAAAGAUGACAAUAAGGUGCAGCGACGAGCACUUCUACUUCAUUGUGCUGGAUCGGAUGUCCAGGAUAUUUUCGAUGUUUUGCCUGAGACGGGGAAUGCAAAAGAAUACGAGAAGGCCGAAGAAGCUUUAACCAGACAUUUUGUCACCCAAGUCAACGUUCCGUAUGAGCGACACAUGUUCAGAGAAAUGGCACAGAAUGAAAACGAAACGAUUGAUCAGUUUGCUAUACGCUUGCGACGUAAAGCUCAGCAGUGUGAUUAUGGAGAUCAACUGGAGUCUCAGAUCAGGGAUCAAAUUAUUUCCAGGUGUCGGUCGAGUGAUCUGCGAAGGAAGUUUCUGGAGAAGGGUCAGACGCUUAACCUUAAACAAUUACAAGAAAUAGCAAGAACGUCUGAAGCUGUGAAAAGACAAGCAAAGAGUAUGAGUGUUCAUAAUGAUGGAGUGAACCGAGUUUCUGAAAGGCCUGGUCGACAAGAUAGACGUGAAAGUAAAGGUGAGAAAGGUGGAAAAGUUAAGAAGAGUGGUGAAUGUUUUCGAUGCGGAAAACCAGGACAUUUUGCCAGAGAUCCCAAAUGCCCUGCGAAGGGAAAGGAAUGUUCCAAGUGCCACCAGAAAGGUCAUUUUGCUGUGGUAUGCAAAACCAAAAGUAAAGAUCAUGGCAAACCAAGAGUGAGUUUUGUCGAUGAAGAAGAUGAAUAUGCCUUUACUGUUAAAGAAACAUUGGACACAGGGAGAGUGACAGUGUCUGUUGGAGGUAUUCCAUUGGAAAUGGUCAUUGAUUCCGGAGCGAGUACGAAUGUCAUUGACAAAUAUCUGUGGGAAAAUUUAAAGAAAAAACACAUUAAAUGCACUUCAAGGAAAACCACAAAGAAACUGUAUGCCUAUGGAUCAACAACUCCCCUUACAGUAAUAGGAACAUUUACAGCAGAUGUAAAUGUAGCUGAUAGACACGUGACAACAGAAUUCACAGUUAUCGAAGGAAAGGGGGAGCCGUUAUUGGGAAGAAAGACAGCAACCGAGCUUGGAGUCCUAAAGUUACAAAUUCCAGAACAGUUUGUGAACAGUGUGACUGAUCGUGUUGCGAGACACAAAGUUUUGUUCCAAGGUAUUGGGAAAUUGAAAGAGUAUCAAAUGAAGCUGCAUAUUGAUCCGCAGGUUCGACCAGUUGCACAGUCUGUUAGGCGGACUGCAUUCAGCUUGAGAGGAAAGAUCGAGGAAAAACUUGACGAGUUACUUCGUGAAGACAUUAUCGAGAAAGUUGAUGGGCCGACCCCAUGGGUGAAUCCAGUUGUGGUGGUGCCAAAGGCGAAUGGUGAGGUCAGAUUAUGUGUGGAUAUGCGGUGUGCCAACAAAGCGAUUAUAAGGGAGAGACACCCGAUCCCAACUAUUGAUGAAAUACUCCAGGAUAUGCAAGAGGGAGGUGUUUUCAGCAAGCUAGAUCUCAAGUGGGGGUACCACCAGAUAGAAUUAAGUGAAGAAUCCAGAAGCAUCACAACUUUCGUGACGCACAAGGGCUUGUUCAGAUACAAGAGGUUGAUGUUCGGUAUAAGUUCAGCGCCAGAGAAGUAUCAGCAGGUGAUUCAACAAGUGUUGCAGGAUUGCAGUGGGACAGCCAACAUCUCGGACGACAUUAUCAUUUAUGGUUCUGAUCAAGGUGAACAUGACAAGCGACUAGAAAAAGUGCUGACAAGGCUCGAGGAAAGAGGUUUAACCCUCAACAAAGACAAAUGCGUUUUCGAUAUGCCAAAGCUUACGUUCAUGGGCUUACUCUUAUCAAACCGUGGUAUUGGUCCGACAGAAGAAAAGGUUAGAGCGGUCGUGGAAGCUCGAGAGCCGCAGAAUGUAACAGAAGUGAAGAGUUUCUUGGGCUUGGUGAAUUUCAAUGCAAGAUUUAUUCCAGAUCUCGCAACUGUUGCAGAGCCAAUGAGACGAUUGGCGAAGCGAGGAGUACCAUUUGUUUUUGGUCCUGAGCAGCAAGAAUCGUUUAGAGAACUGAAACGUAGGCUUGCCCAAGCGGAAACCUUGAGUUAUUUCGAUCGAGACGCGAAGACCAAGAUUGUUUGUGACGCAAGUCCAGUUGGGCUAGGGGCAAUUUUACUACAAGAGCACAAAGGAGAGGAUCGAGUCAUUUGUUAUGCCAGCAGAGGUCUUACCGAGGUCGAAAGACGAUACUCGCAGACUGAAAAGGAGGCCUUAGCAGUGGUGUGGUCGUGCGAAAGGUUCCACGUCUACUUGUACGGAAGACAGUUUGAACUGUGGACUGACCAUAAACCUUUAGAAUGUAUCUAUUCAGCUCGUUCUAGACCAUCAGCGAGGAUCGAGAGAUGGGUUUUGAGACUGCAACCGUAUUCGUUUACAGUGAAAUACCUGCCGGGGCAUUUAAAUGUUGCAGAUUCGUUGUCACGUUUGACAAAGAUCGGAGAGAUGAAGUCCGGAAGUAUAGCUGAAGAUUAUGUCAGUUUUGUUGCAAAGACAACAAUUCCAAGAGCCAUGAAUUCCAGAGAAAUUGAAGAAGCAUCUUCUUGCGAUGAAGAAUUAAUGACUAUUCGUCAAUGUAUCGAGACAGGAAAUUGGGACAGUCCCAAGUGCGCCAGUUACAAGUCAGUUCGUGAUGAACUUUGUAUUGUUGGAAAGAUUGUCUUGAGAGGUACACGGAUGGUCAUACCACAGAAACUCCGACCAAGAGUGAUUGAAUUAGGCCACGAGGGCCAUCAAGGAAUUCUCAAGAUGAAACAACGACUGCGUACGAAAGUCUGGUGGCCGCGGAUUGACCAAAAGCGGAAAAGUUCUGCAAAACGUGUCAUGGAUGUCAAGUUGUGAGUAGACCUAUUAAUCCAGAACUAUUGCGAAUGACAGAAUUACCCCUGCGACCAUGGCAAGAUAUCGCUAUAGAUUUCAUGGGUCCAUUGCCGUCGGGAGAUUAUGUAUUUGCUGCAACCGAUUACUACAGUCGAUACGUAGAGGUGACUACUGCGAAAAGAAAUACAGCUGAAGUUGCGAUUAAAAGUUUGGAAAACAUGUUUGCAACCCGUGGACUACCGUGGACAGUGACAAGUGAUAAUGGUCCUCAUUUCCUUGCAGAGACGUUCGAAUCAUUCCUGCAAGAGAAUGGAAUUGAACACCGGAAGACAACGCCCAAGACAAAGGUGAGAUCGAACGCCAGAACAGAUCUCUACUCAAGAGGAUGCAAAUAGCAAGAGUGGAAGGACAAGAUUGGAGGCAAGCAGUGCAAACGUACCUGAUUGCUUAUCGAAAUACACCUCAUCCAACGACAGGGAUGUGUCCUGCUGACUUGAUGUUCAGAAGAAAACUGAGAACUAAACUUCCAGAGCUGAGAGAAAAUGUUAGAUUGGAUGAAGAAAUGCGAGACAAAGACAGAGAGAAGGAGAAAAUGAAAGGUUAUGCUGACAAAAGAAGGAAUGCGAAGGAGAGCAAUUUAUCUGAAGGAGACAAAGUGUUGUUGAAACAGCAGCGCAUCAACAAGUGGACAACAACGUUUGAAAGUCAACUGUAUCAAGUAAUUGAUAAACACGAGAACAGUGUAUUGGUCGAGUCACCCGAAGGUGUUCAGUAUAAAAGAAACACAACUCAUGUUAAACCGUUCCAGGAAAGAGAAUGUGGUUCAGAGGAAAUCGAAAUGUCAGCGACAGUACCUGAAGUACCUCCAGAAAAAAGUGUUCUACAGCAAGCGGAGGGAGAAACAUCAUCUGCCGGGGAAACAUCAUCGCAAGGUGAUCGUGAUGGGCGAUUGCCAAUUGGAGACUCUAACCAAACAGCAGAAAGUGUGCCAGUCAAAUGCCCAAUACCUGUGCGUACCAGACGUGCGCCAAAAAGAUAAAAACAGGUUGUAUUUAGAACGUUUAAUUAACUAAAAUUUAGAAACUUUAUAGGUAGUAUUUAGUAUAUUAUAGUGAACUUUUUAAAAAACUCUUAAAAACAUUGAAAAAAGAAAGGGAUGUAGGAUAUUUAGCAUAUAUUAUAUUAUGGAAUGUUGUGGAAGCACCAUGUGGAAGCACCAUGUAAAUAUAAAGAAUGGCAAGCGGCCAUUUUGUAUUCUAAAAUAUAUACUUGGUUAGUGUGGUUGUAAUCAGUUGUAUUGUGGUUCAUCCGUAUUUGUUAGAUUCUACAUCUUGGACCAUGCAUUUAAGAGCCUGGAAACGAGGUUGGCAUUUGGCUUCCUAAUACAGAAAACUUUUUUCGUGAAUUGGUUGAUUUAAUAAGAAAUGCUGAACAAAGUCACUCUGACUCGCCAGCCUUUUAUUGUCGUAGAUUACUAUGAGAGUAUGAACGCACAUUGAGUAUUUUAACAACAAGAACCACCAAAUAUAAUCAUACCCAACGGAGCAGUUUUUAAUCAACGAUCUACAUGUACUAUACUACUAUUAUUUAAAUAGCUUACGAAAUGAAUUCGACGUUAUUGUUGAAAAUUAUGAACAAACGUCAGAGCGUUUUCACGAGAAGAGUCUUUUCGUUUUUGUUCACAGACGGUUUUUGUGGUCUCCUUUGCCCCGCACUUUGAAAACUAUAGUUUUGCCUCGGGUUAAAAUUUUGAGAAGAAACCCUUAUACUCGAUGCUGGCUGUGGCACAGAUGCAUUAUUUGGUACAGACGAAUUAUAAGUACGUGGUAUUCGGCGGAAACGAGAAUUCAGUUCUUCGGUAACGAUGUGAACUGCUGCACUGAAACGCCUUGUGAUACUGCGUUUUCUUCACGUGUUUGCUAAGAAUGCUGUAAAUUGGACACCGCGAGCGCUUAAGAUUGACUGAACGAAAUCCUGAACAUUCAGUAUUCUGCCCUGUCUCUCUUCCGAACAGAUCUACUUCUAUUUUUCCAAUUUACUUCCGCUUCCUCAUCUUUCAGUUGUAUUCACUUCCGUUUCCUCAUCUUUUAGUUGUAUUGGUUCAUAUUUUAGUUGGAUCGGUUUAUGACAUUGAUGUAUUUGCACAUAACAUUAAGAAAUAGCACAUAACACCAAUUUAUAGCGCAUAAACUCGAUUGAUACAUUUCAGAUAUUUUGUCCGCUAAAAAACUUCAUACAAUAGUAUUGAUUAAAUAUUCAUUAAGAUCACUGUGCUAGAUAUACUGCCAGACAUGGUGGAUGGUGCACGACACAAAUUGCGAUACCAGAAAAAGGUCUAGGGAGGCGAUUAAGUCGUAGGUUCAGCCAUAAGCAUUCCAAAUUUUCACUUUCUAGAUCUACUCGUCGUAUACAAACUCCCCCAUCUCGACCAAUUACGAGAUCUUUACGAAAUAAAUUGUAACCAUCAAUUAACAAUAAGCUGCUGUCUAUGUGUUCAUGUAACCAUAACUCAGUUAUUGCGGUAGUAACAACAGGCUUGGAACUUCGAAGCGCAGUCAAUUCGUCCAGCUUUAGAAGGAGGGUGCGCGAAUUUAGUGUGAAGAAACAAAUCAGCCUCCAUUAAUAAUCUAAUUAACAAUCGCCGUUUUGAUUGGUUGUUAUUUUCGUGUUAAAAGGAGGCGUAUCCAAAUCACUGUCCAGGCUCUAUUUUCACAACAGUACCUGGCACCCAAGCUAACAGAAGAACAUCCAAUUUCCUGCUUCAUACUGGAUAUCUAUUGCUAUAUUCUAUGUUAAGUGCCAUUUUCUCAAAAGAUAUGAGGGGGAUUGGGUGAAUGGUGGAAUAGGGGUAUACAAAUCCGCCGAUCCGCCAAAAUUUGAACUAAAAUCCGCCGAUCCGACAAUGGUCUUGUCAAAAUUUGGAUCCUUCAAAAGCUCUACUAUGCAGACACAAUCCAGGAUUUGAGCCAAAAUAUUAGAUAAAUCCGCAAUCCGCUGUACAAAUAAGAUCUGCAAAUCCGUGUAAAAUAUCCGGACAAUUUUUUCGGUGAAAUCCGACGAUCCGAAAACGUAUUCCACCCCCUCCCCUCGCCCCAAAGGGUGUUGGGCUGUCAAUUUCCCGUUUGUAAUCUAAAAUGACUGAAAAUUGCAAACUUCGCAAGGCUAUAUUAUCCGCAUUUUACAACAUUUCGCAACGAAACUGUGGAAUAUUUAACAAAUAUAAAACAUUUUCCGUGUUGAUAUACAGUUAUAUCAACACGAGUGGAAAUUGGGAAAACGAGAAAUUGUGUGGAAACACGACGCCCGAAGGGCGGACUGUUUUCAUACAAUUUCAAGUUUUCCCAACUUCCACGAGUGUUGAUAUAACUAUAUAUCAAUACGAAAAAAAAGUUUUAUAUUUGUUUUAUAAUAUAGCAAUGUCAAAAGCCCGAAGAAUAAGAAAAAUUUCCGUGUUUACAAGCGGCGGAAAAUUUCCCGUGUUGACAUGGAGUUAUAUCAACACGGCUCUUAGCCAAUCAGCGUUCGGAAUUUACAAAUGCUAUAUUAUAAUUUUCGUUGAUGAUCACGAGUACCCUUUUAAUAGGAAUUAAGACUUUUAAGGUUUUUAUAACCACUCGACUGAGCUACGUAAUUGGUGGGGAUAUCUGCAUCCAUCAACCGCGAAAGGUUUUUCUGACGCAGUGGUUGGUGAUGUUGCCUUCGAUGCCUGCGCUUUUCACUGCUUUCGAGAGAAACUUACCAAUCUCGUUUUUACCCAAGGGAGCUUUUUGAUACCACACGGGCUUUUCUGGCUUUCGUUUGUGAUUGAUAGCGAGGAAAAACGGUGCUUCGGGGUCUUUUAUUGGAUCUGGUCGACGUUUCAUAAACUCUUUGUAAAAUCUUACAGGACAACUUUCGCCGUUUGUUGCAUUGCUUCUGCAACGGGAUUAAAUGCUCGUUGCUACCCAUAAUUUCAAUUGCGUGCUUUUAGCCCUCGUUCAGACUGUCAAACUAAAAACUGGCUGCCGUUUGCUUCGUCUCCGCACAGUUUCACAUCGUCGUCGCCCCAUUUUAGUUUAGUUCUCCGGAAAUUUUUUUUUGAUAGGGGCUCCCCAAAAAAAUUUGCCAACCUCUCGGCGGCCCUGGCUGAUGUUAUAUGAGACCUUUACUCUUUAGAUACAUACAUACAUACAUAGACUACAUAAAAAUUUAUUUAAACAUUUUAGCCCUAACAUCUUUCGAUGAUUUCCAUAGGGGACUUGUAAGAUUAAGACUAAUGCAUUAUACAGCAUACAAACUAUUUACAUAAUUAUUCUUUAGACAAUUAGCAAACAUAAAUAAAUAACAAUACAUACAAACUAUUUACAUAAUUAUUCUUUAGAAAAUUAGCAAACAUAAAUAAAUAACUAUACAUACAAACUAUUUACAUAAUUAUUGUUUUCGAAAAUUAAGUUUCAUUAGUCUUUUGUAACAACUCAUAGAAUUGGAUUGUUUUUCAGUAAUUGAUAAGUUAUUCCAAAGAGUAGUAAUUGCUCCAUUAUAACUGAAGGUCUUUUUCUUAAAUUCUGAUCGUUAUAAAUAAUCCCUAUCUAUCCAUUAGUAUACAGUUAGUUAUGCAAAUUCGUAUUGCCUUAAUCCUUUUAAUUACCUACAUGCCUCCUAAUGAUUUAGCAACACAUAACAACGCAACAUUUGCAAAGUUUAAAACAUAUUUAUUGAUACAAAUAACAGACGAUAUGUCAAAAAAUUACAACUAUGAGUGUUUGUUAAACUGUUCUACAAGUUUUUUCUCCAAGAAUCAUUGAUAAGCAAUUUUAUGAUCGGCCUCAAAACUUCUAAAUCGUUCACCCGUCGCCUUCACAGAAUACAGUAAUAAUAUCCAUUUAUAUCCAUUAUGAUCCUAUUGGUUAUGCAAAUUCGUAUUGGCUUAAUCCCCUUAAUUACUUCAACCUUUGUGUUUUACACGUGGGAAUUACCUUGCAAUCACAUUCUGUGUAAAUUAAUUAUAUUCCCUUAAAAUUUAUCAAAAAAUACGGACAUGCAAACCUCAAGAUGUUUCUGACGUUCUGUACCUAGCAGCAACGCAUAGCAAGCCAAACUUAAUCCCUCUAUACUCGAUUCUGAUUGGUUAAAAACCGUGCCGAUUAAACAUUAAUCGGCACAGUGUGCCGAUUAAAGAUUAAUCGGCACGGAUACGAGCCCGCGUGGAUCAUGCGUGGAGUAAACACAAAAUGUCAACUUGAAAACAAAUAACUUUAGUUGAAAAUGUACAUUUUCUGAGCUCUUUGUUUACAAUGAACUCUUAUUUAUGCUUUCAUAACGAAGAAAAAGGAAGAAAUAAAGAUUAUUCACAGUUUUUACAGGUAUGAAUUGAAAAUUAAUGUCAGAAAGUGCUCUCAAAAAUUGACCACAUGCAGUCGCGCGUAUAUGACUUUGCUCGCUUGAUUACAAAUACAAUGUUUCUUAUCAUUGAUUGCUCGUGUAAAAUUGACUGCUAAAUGAUAUUAAUAGGAAAUUACACUUGUUCUCGAAGUAUUAAUGAAAAAAAUCACACUUGUGUUUGGCGAAAUAUUUAUAAUACCUACGCACUCGCGGUAUUAUAAAUAUUUCGCCAAACACGCUUUUCAUUAAUACUUCUCGAACCGUGUAAUUUCCUAUACUAAUAUCACACACGUGGAGGGACGCUAAAAAAUGCCUAGUCAGCAAGUUUUGACACAUUUCGCCCGAACAUGCCCGCGUGACGUCAAUGCAUAUAUUAAGUGAACACACCCUACAAGAGGUCCACCACCUCAUUCUAUGCUAAUGAUGAUGCGCCGCCCUGAAUAUUUUAUGAUGCGCCGCCCCAAAAAUCCGGCCCGAACGGUACCUAUAUUACUACUGACGCAGUAUUCAAGUGCGCUGCACUAGGGUGAAUAAUCAUUCUCCAUGAGUAUUUGCUUUUAACAUAAACACUAGAUAGGCAGGCAAAUGAGGCAAUAACCGCAGAAAGUGUUCCUUAAUAUCUUCCGUCAAUCAAAAACAUCGUUUGGUAAAGCUCCGUAACAUCAGACAGGAAGUUGCAAACGACACAGAGAGCCGCGCAAAAUCUUAUAAUAAUAAUUUGGAGUGAAAGCGGGCAGACGCAGUAUUGACGUGCGCUGCACUGGGUGUGAAGAAUUGUCUUCCGACUCCUCCAUAAACUAAUGCAUGUAGUUUUGUAAACAUCAUGCAAGGCAGGCAAUAACUACAGGAAGUGUUCCUAGUGUUCAGAAACAUUGAGUCGCUUAUAUACUGAAGCACCCUAUAAUAUCAGACUGAAUGAAGUUCUGAAAACGACUUAUUUCAUAUUGUCACAUGUUGCGAUUUACAUCAUCCCGUAAUACAGUACCAUUAGUGAUGCAUUUACUGUUUACAGUUACAACCAUAUUUCGACGUGAUAUACGAAUUAGUAAUAUAUAUUACAUAAUAUAAUAUUAUAUAUAUAUAUAUAUAUAUAUAUAUAUAUAUAUAUAUAUAUAUAUAUAUAUAUAUAUAUAUAUAUAUAUAUAUAUAUAUAUAUAUAUAUAUAUAUAUAUAUAUAUAUAUAGAUAGAUAGAUAUAUAGAUAAAUAUCAAUGUAAUAAAUACUUUGCGAAUUAUUGUAUUAAUGAUCGAUAAUUAUCUUGAAAACGAUUUUUAUCUUUGUAAACUUCCAACAAAUACAUAAAACGUUGCGAUUUCACUUUCACCGAAACACUAUUAGAACAAAACAUCUCUCACAGAAUAAAAAGCCGCCAUGAAAGUCUUUUCAAUUUCAAAAUUCGAAUUAAAAAAGUACUUCCUCCGUGAGUAUAUCUAUAUAAUAUCGUCUUCAUAAUACGAAAGCGAACAUAUAGCUGCAUCCGUUCGAGUGCUUGAAUAGAGGAAGCUCCAUAGUAUAUUGCUAACAUUAUUUUCAUAAUAUAGUAAUUGUAUUAUUCCAAUGCCAGCAGUCACAACUGCAUCUGCUGGAGACAAAUACAUGUAAUAUCAGAGUUUUACUGUAAUGAUUCUGGAGGAAUUAAUUGGUUCUUUUGUCGCUGUUUUUACGGAACUGAUUCAAACGCCACGUCUAUCCAGGGGAACUCUACCAAGAGACUGUAGGUUAUUAAUAUUCGAAGAAAAUCCUGAACAAGACGAAGUAUGUGAUGGCUUGAUACACCGUGAGUACGAGCAAGGGGGACAGCCCGAGUUGUCUUAUUAUGAAGAAGAAUUAUCAGCUUUGGUGCAAACUGAUCAAGAACGCAGGCGAAAUUUCUGCGAAUCAUUUCUACGAAGUUGUAAGGCAAACGUCGGAUUAGUAAUGCAGGCUUUCUUCAUAAUAGGCUCGCUGAUUGUUGGCCUUGUCUAUCUUGACUUAAAUACAAGUAAUGCGUGCAUACAAUGGGUGCAUAACAAGUUCGUCGUUUCUUCACACGUGCGGAUUUUACAAAUAACUGGGAUGUCUUUGAAAUUACUGCCGUUUUAUGCAUGGUUUCCGACAACCGUUUUUUUGUUGUGGGGUUUCAGAGAGUUCAAAAAGAAUUAUCUGUUGUGUUUGUUUAUCUGUCAGUUGGUGACAGCAUCCAUUGCUUGUGUUUACGGGAUUAUUGUAUUUGAUAGGUUAGAGAUAUUCACUGAUUACAGCAAAUAUAGGUGAGUGCUAUGCUGGUGAGUAAAGGUAUAGCUAAGCUAAGCUAAGCUAAGCUAAGCUAAGCUAAGCUAAGCUAAGCUAAGCUAAGCUAAGCUAAGCUAAGCUAAGCUAAGCUAAGCUAAGCUAAGCACACAAGAUAUAGGACAAAUGUGGGAAUGGUACGAAAAUUGAUCUUCUUGCGUUCAUGUAUGGUGCAUGGCCUACACAUAUAGGGGUCCCAAUUUUAUCCUAAAUGUUUCAAUGCAUGACCGUCGCAGGCUCGCAGGCACUUCUAUUUUUGUUUACUUUUGGAAUCUUACUCUCUAAUGCAUGAUACAAAUUUUUGCCUGCAUGAAUAAUUUUAAAUUAAGUACGUGAAAAAUGACGAGAACGGAAGUAUUCCGGGAUACAGAGGAUACUGUAUGGGUACGUCUGAGGUAUAUAGCGACGUUGAGGUAUUUAUAUGACUUAAUUCAGGAUUGUGCUAAGGCAGUUAUUACAAUAGGCUUGUGGAACGUAAAAUCUGGUUGAGCAUCUACAGUAGCUUUGUCGUUUAACUGAAACCGCAAAUAUAUUGCUGGAGCCAAUAAUAUGUUUGUUCCAGCUAAUGCUCCGGUGACAGAUCGAUGCUUAUAUAGACGCUCAUGGGAUGUGCACAGAGUUUCACAGGCUUCGAGCAUUUAAAAUUUUAGACGUACAGGGCUCAGGUAUUUACAACUUUUAGGGGUUUGAGUUUGUGAAUGUUUCUUUCCGAUAUAAACUCAUUUAGCCUGCGAGGCAGGCUCUGGUUAGGGGAAGAAAGAGCCUGCAGUCGCUUCUAAUAAAUUUUCGUGUAUAGCGUUUGCCCGCGAACGCUAGCUUUUGAUUGGCUAUAGCUCUAAUGACACGUAAACUAACAGUAAUAGAGAAGUUAAGAUACCCUGGUUCCGGUUUACGGGUACGAGUAUCGCCAUUUUGUUGACCUAUUUUUGCUGAUGUCAGCAAUUUUUCCCGUAAUUUUUCACCGCGGUAAACCGUGGUCUACACGUAAAAGACAAACGGGUACGGUUGUUUUCUGCUUACUAUUUUUGGGCCGUUUAAAUAUUACAAAUUUUCAACAUCUUACCCAAACAAAUAAUGCACGUAUGGCUGGUCAAAGUAUUCAACAAUUUAUCGGCGAACCUCAACAGCGAAAAUUGCCAUUCUCUGAUCGGUUUUCUCACGCCGGAGUAUCUUGGAUUUUUUAAGUUACAAGUUAUUCCCCGAUUUACGGGUACGGGUAUAUCACCCGUACCCGUAAACCGGAAUCGGGGUACAUUAACCUCUCUAAUAUCAAUAUUCAAAACGGUCAGCAAUCAAGAGGCAUUCGAGGAGUGUCAAGUACAGCAUGCACUAAAUGUUCUAGAAGUACAGGGAUUGUAACAAUACUCCGACACUGUGAAAUAGUAUGGUAGACAUUCUAUACGCGAGUGCAGACAUUCUAGGAUUUCUGAAUAGAAUAAGUGUUGAUGUUGCUAAAGCAAUAUAUUAUAGCCAGGGCCGUAACUAUAGACGCCAUAAUUCGGAGCGGGAGGGGGGUGAAUAUUCAUAAUUUAUAAUCAUGUUCACAUACCGUAAAAACAAUCGCUUUCAAAAGAAAUCCGUCGGGCAGAACACGAGUAUAUGAAUAUUCCCCCCCCCCCAAUUAUUGCGUCUACAGUUAUGGCCCUGAUUAUAGCGUUGAAUCCUCGCUCAUUUUCAUCAUCUUUCAAAUUUUCCAAGUUGCAAGCGCUCCUAUAUGUAUAUAUAUUUUUGUCACUGAAAAGCCCCUUUAGGGGAGUGUCAAUAAAGUCAAUCAAUCAAUCAAUCAAUCAAUCUCCUCAAUACAGUGUUUAGUAAUGGACAAUAAACCUAAUAAAUGUUUGAGAGUACAGAGAGUUGAUCAGGUUUGAUGGCUUUUAAAAACAACUGUCCGACUUACAGAAGGCUUUGCAUUCCCAGUUAACUUCUCGCUCUAAAGCAUUGAUUAGUUCCCUCGAUAGAAACUCAUGGCGAAAAAAUGCAUUUGCUAUACUGGCUGCCACCGAGAUAAACAAAUGUCUCUAAUUAUAACAGUGGUAUUUUUGUCAAAAUUGCGUUUAACAACAACUCUGAUGUUUGCCAUCCCAGUAUAUAUAUAUAUAUAUAUAUAUAUAUAUAUAUAUAUAUAUAUAUAUAUAUAUAUAUAUAUAUAUAUAUACAGGGUGUAUAAAAAAAAACGGAGUCCAACUUUUGUGCUUAAUAACUUUCUGACUGCUACUUCUAAUAAAACGGUUUUAGGCUUAUUUUAAAGCCUGUUCAUUUAUCGCUCGAACAAAUGGUCAUCCGUGUCUUUAGUGCAAGUAAUAACUGCACAGGAGAAAAUUUAGUAAAACCUAUCAUGUUUAGAUGCCGCUUAAUUAUACAAAUUUACUGUGUUAUUCCAUAGUCGGUUGCAACGUUUGAAUUUUCUUGUUCAAACUUUAAUAUUCUUGUUGCCACAUCAGAAAAACACGUAAGAACUUGUUAAAAACAUUCUAAAAGAGAUUAGGUUGUUUUAUUUAUUUCAAAAUCCUAAAUUAUUUCCAGAAAUCCUCAAAACAACCUUACGUCCAUGCAUGAUCGUCCGAACGAGCACCAUCGAAACGGGCCGUAAUGUAAAUAUAAAUUAGCAAAGCUAAAACACGCUUCAGCCGGGAUUAUAACGCAUUUGAAGUCAGCAAGUGAAUUUAAAAUAGUGUAUUGGAAGCCAUUAUGACUUGAUUUUUACAAGCAAUUGCCAAAAUGCCUCAAUUUGCUCGUUUUGUUGACAAAAUAAGUUAUUUUCAUCAAGUACCGGUUUCUUAUUGCAUCUCAAAUUUUUGACUCUCCAAUCGCAAUCACUUAAAAUAUUAUUAUUCACGAACUUCUGGAUUAUAUUUACGAAACAGCCCACGGUUGAAAAGCUGAAUGUCUACGCUUUAAAAUGAAAGUAAACCUGAACGUUUUGCUUUGAUAUUCGUUUCGAAAUUUAUAUUUGAAGCGAGGACUCCGUUUUUUAUGACACACCCUGUAUAUAUAUAUAUAUAUAUAUAUAUAUAUAUAUAUAUAUAUAUAUAUAUAUAUAUAAUAUCGCAAGACACUUGCGUGAUUAAUUGACAUUUCGCAGGAAGUAAACAACAAAAUUCUGCUGAUAUAUGAUUGGUCAAUCCAUAGAUAGAAUUUGAAUUUAUUAUAAGGGGCGGCACUAAAUUUUAUUAGAAGCGACUGCAGGCUCUUCCUUCCCAGACCCUCGCAGGCUAAAACUCAUG